GUUAAUGUAUAUAAGACAAGAGGUUCGAACGAUGCCAACGACAGAUCCACAGAGGACAUGAUCGGAAAAAUUGUUUUGGUACUUUCGACUUUGGCGUUGGCCAGGGCCCAGAUACCCAGUCUGGGCUUCUGUCCCGACUACGUGCCCAUGGCGAACUUCGACAUGCACAAGUUUUUGGGCGUCUGGUACGAAACUGAGAGGUACUUCCAGCUCACAGAGGUGGUGUCGCGAUGCGUUAUGGCAAAUUACACAGUGGGUACUGGCGGUAAAUUCCACGUCAGCAAUCAAGUUACGAAUAGAUUCACUGGCAUCAAGAGGGUAGUGGACGGUGAAAUCAAGAAAGCUCCUUCGAAAGCCGAGGAAGGUAAACUGGUCGUGAAGUACACGAUACCAUUGACGCCAGAGACCAAAUAUUCCGUGCUGGAAACCGAUUAUGACACCUAUGCAGUUCUGUGGAGUUGUUCUGGUAUUGGACCUUUCCACACGCAGAACGCUUGGGUCAUGACGAGAGAAAGGCUGGCUCCAGGAACGGUCGUGCAAAAGGCGUACGCUGUUUUGGACAAAUACAAGAUCUCCAGGACGUUCUUCGUGAAAACCGAUCAAGACGACUGUGCUCACUUCGAUGUGUUGCCAUUGAGACCGGCGGAAACGAAACCUCAAGAGGCGAGUGUCUCGGAGGAAACUGAGGAAAGUACUACCGGAAACGUGAGAACAGCUAUAGUACCGGACGCUCCACAGGUGAUCAGCGAAAUAAAGAACGUGAAAGAGGACAAGGAGAUAACGAAGAACGUCCUGCCGGUCGAGAAAACGAAGAAACCGUCGAUCAACACCGUUCCCGAACGAAUCAUAGAGGUGGCCGACGCCAUGAAAGAGGACAUGCCCGAGGAAAGCGCAACGAUCGCCGAGGAGAUGAAACCAAACGAGUCUAAAGAAAAAGAGAAUGCCGACGAAGAUGUAAAACCAAUUGUACAAACGGAAAAUGCCGCAUGA
Messenger RNA from Colletes gigas, 990 nucleotides. RefSeq names its product apolipoprotein D-like. Bases 58 to 990 code for a protein of 310 amino acids. The transcript is spliced from 4 exons. The record is from RefSeq and is a predicted model, not a curated record. Gene Ontology annotation, molecular function: pigment binding. Lineage: Eukaryota; Metazoa; Arthropoda; Insecta; Hymenoptera; Colletidae.